Molecule: messenger RNA, 993 nt
Organism: Aplysia californica (California sea hare)
Lineage: Eukaryota; Metazoa; Mollusca; Gastropoda; Aplysiida; Aplysiidae
Exons: 5
Coding region: 139-975 (278 amino acids)
Molecular function (GO): hydrolase activity
Source: RefSeq, a predicted model, not a curated record
ACACCAGGCACGGGCAUUUGCUGCACGAGCAACUCGAAAAAAAAACGACUUCCGAUUGAACUGAGCAGGUGACAACUCCCACUCACCUUCCGUCCGCCUGAUGCAUGUUCUGUAGCCGUGGUUGUGUGGUGUAGAUGUAUGGCUCAUCUAGCUGUGACAUCCACGAUGACUUCCCUCCUCCUCCUCACCGCCAUGUUCUCGGCGCUGUUCAUUGGCCAAAGUCUGGCGGUGACGUCAUACAUCAUUCCACCAAUCAGAAGCUCAGGACCAGAGGCAGCAGUUAUCUUUGUCCCGGGCGCAAGAAUUGACGGCAAGGCUUAUGAGGCGACUGCCCGGGCCAUCCAGGCUGCCUCAAACAUCCGGCUGUGGGUGGCCUUGACCGGAAACUACACUUUGAACAACAUGGCCACGCCCCUUGACCUCCCUGGGGCCAUGAGGGGAGCCUACGCCAAGCUGCAGAAGGCGGGGAUGAAGGGAGACAAGUAUGUGGGUGUUGGACACAGUUUGGGAGGCGUGUUCCUCCCCCCGUAUGCCAAACACUCGCCCCUGAAAGCCGUGGUUCUCCUGGGCGCCUAUCUGACCAAGGGCAACUCUCUGAGUGAGUACCCCUUGCCUGUACUCACGCUCUCCGCCGAGCUGGACGGACAGACGCGCAUCACUAGGAUCGCCGAGACCUAUGAAGAACUGCUCAAAGACAUCUCCACGGCCCCCGCCUCCCUGUACCGUACUCCAGUCCUCAACAUCGCCGGCGCCUGCCACGCCCAGUUCGCCUCGGGCAAGAUGCCAGCCACGGUGGUCAAGUAUGACCUUCACCCCGACAUCUCAGAGGCCGCGGCUCACAGACAGAUAGGUCAACACGUCAGCGACUUCCUCACUGUCAGUCUACAGAUCGGUGACGUCACCAAGGGCAAGGCCGCUCUCCGACAGGCCUUCAACGACGCGGGCACCAGGUUCAAGGUGAAGGACGUUCUAUGACCUCUCGUGUCUUAACAG